AUGGCCUUUUCAUCAAAUCAACCCAACACCACCCUCUAUCUCAAUAAUCUCAAUGACAAGGUCAACAAGGACGAGUUGCGCACUCAACUUUUUGCACUCUUCACAACCUAUGGCAAGAUCAUCGACAUCAUCGCUUCCAAGAGCCAAAAAAUGCGCGGCCAGGCUUUUCUCGUCUUCACAGACCUUGCCGGCGCGACUUCAGCCAUGCGAGCUUGCGAGGGAAUGAUGUUUUAUGAUAAGCCGAUGGUGCGUCCCCUGGCACUGUCUGGACACGAAUUCCUCAUGCUCGACACCUGAUCCAGCACAUCGACUAUGCCAAAUCGAAAUCUUACGCGACGCUUCAACGGGAGGACCCCAAUUUCGUACCUCCUACAGCGGCCAACGCAAGUGCUCUCGUCUCACAGAACGGCAAGAGACAGAGAGACGGUGAUGUAGGGGAGGGAGACCGACAGGCGAAGCGGGAAAGGGGAGAGGACAAUGAAGAUGAGGAGGAGAUGGAAAUCGACGAUGACGACGAGUUACCUCUGAAGACUGAUACAUCUGUCACCCCGACAACUGUACCACCCCAGGUCCAACACUCUUCCGCUCGCCUCCUGUGUACAAAUCUGCCACAAGAAGUAACAGAUGAGGUACUUUCUGUUCUAUUUCAACAGUACGUCUUCGUCGCGUUCUCCGUUCGUUGACACGUCUUACCCCCCCUAUUUUAC
Molecule: messenger RNA, 707 nt
Organism: Laccaria bicolor S238N-H82
Lineage: Eukaryota; Fungi; Basidiomycota; Agaricomycetes; Agaricales; Hydnangiaceae
Exons: 2
Coding region: 1-297 (98 amino acids)
Biological process (GO): mRNA splicing, via spliceosome
Cellular component (GO): U12-type spliceosomal complex
Molecular function (GO): pre-mRNA intronic binding; U12 snRNA binding
Source: RefSeq, a predicted model, not a curated record